Anoplopoma fimbria (sablefish) is the source of this 1347-nucleotide messenger RNA. RefSeq names its product mannosidase endo-alpha like (gene maneal). Gene Ontology annotation, cellular component: Golgi apparatus. The record is from RefSeq and is a predicted model, not a curated record. Gene Ontology annotation, molecular function: alpha-mannosidase activity. Bases 1 to 1347 code for a protein of 448 amino acids. Lineage: Eukaryota; Metazoa; Chordata; Actinopteri; Perciformes; Anoplopomatidae. The transcript has 4 exons.
AUGACGCGGCUCCGCAGGAAGGCUCUUGUGGCACUCUUCCUCUUCACGCUCUUCAUUUUCGGGGCCAUGAUGGGGCUCAGGACGCUGAAGCCCAGUGAUGGCUUCUCGGAUCUGGCCCCCGGCAUGGACUUCAUCGGGGAGAGGUCCGACAGGAGGCGGCCGGAGGGGAAAGACGCGGCGGCGGCGGCGGCGCUGGUGGUGUCGCCGGGCCAGUUCCACCCGGGCAGCAGUGACACUAAGGUGGUCUUCACCAAGUCGGACAGAGAAUACAGUAUUUUCUAUGACGUGCACAUCUUCUACUACCUGUGGUACGGCUCUCCAGGCAUGGACAACAAGUACAUCCACUGGGAUCACGUGCUGGUGCCCCAUUGGGACCCCAAGAUCGCAGCCAGUCAUGCCCAAGGAAGGCACACACCUCCGGAUGAUAUUGCAUCAAGUUUUUACCCCGAGCUGGGACCCUACAGCUCCAGGGACCCAAAGGUGCUGGAGUCCCACAUGGCCCAGAUAGAGGCGGCUGCAGCAGGGGUGCUGGUGUUGUCCUGGUAUCCCCCCGGGGUGGCGGACGACCACGGGGAGCCCACCGAGGACCUGGUUCCUGCCGUCAUGGACGCCGCCCACAGACACAGCAUCAAGGUGGCCUUUCACAUACAGCCAUACAAAGGGCGGACGGACCAGAGCAUGCAUGACAACAUCAAAUACAUUAUUGACAGGUAUGGAAAGCACGGCGCCUUCUACAGAUUCAGAUCCAGCACAGGGCGAGUCCUGCCCCUGUUUUACGUCUAUGACUCCUACCUGAUGCCGCCGGAGUCCUGGGCGGAGCUCCUGACCAUGAAAGGCUCCCACAGCAUCAGGGGCACACCUUACGACGGCGUCUUUGUCGCCCUCAUCGUGGAAGAGCGCCACAAACACGACAUCCUGGCUAGCGGCUUCGACGGCAUCUACACCUACUUUGCCUCCAACGGCUUCUCCUUUGGCUCGUCCCACCAGAACUGGAAAGCCAUCAAGGCGUUCUGCGACGCAAACAAUCUGCUGUUCAUCCCCAGUGUCGGCCCAGGGUACGUGGACACAGCUGUGCGGCCGUGGAACAACCAUAACACCAGGAACCGGGUUAACGGACGCUACUACGACACGUCCCUGCAGGCAGCCUUGUCCGUCAGACCAGAAAUCGUCACCAUCACGUCCUUCAACCAAUGGCACGAAGGCACGCAGAUAGAGAAGGCUGUACCCAAGAAAACAGUGACCCGUUUGUACCUGGACUACCAACCUAACCUACCGGACCACUACUUAGAGUUGACGCGCCAGUGGGCCGAGAACUUCAACAAGGAGAAGGACAAGUGGCUGAUGUGA